This is a messenger RNA of Drosophila sechellia, 778 nucleotides long. RefSeq lists its product as uncharacterized. The record is from RefSeq and is a predicted model, not a curated record. The transcript has 3 exons. Bases 43 to 639 code for a protein of 198 amino acids. NCBI's taxonomy places the organism in Eukaryota, Metazoa, Arthropoda, Insecta, Diptera, Drosophilidae.
CAAAACCAGACAGUGGAGUCAGCUAACUGCAGUCGGUCCAUAAUGUUGCUGUAUACCGCGGUGCUGGUUCCCGUCCUGAUGGCCAUGUGCCAUGGCUCCCUGGCCGAGAAAAUGAUGAGGCCCAAGUUCAAGGACAUCAAGAUCUGGAGCGACGAGAAGUUCGUCAGCCACAAGGUAGUCUACGACAACAGCGACCCGCAUCUGAACUUCUCCAUGGAGGUGCACCAGGAGCUGCACGACGUGGACAUCCACCUCGAGGUGCGCAUCACCAACAAGCAGGACCCGUACUACACCACUAACCUAAACACCACCCUGAACGUCUGCCGCAUCCUGGGCUUCGCCAACAAGUCGCCGGUGGGGCGCUUCGUGCACGGAUUCAUCCGCGAGUUCGGCAACAUCGUCGAUAACUGCCCAAUCGCCAAGGGCUCCUACUUCAUCAACAAGUUCUGGUGGCCAGAGGACCCAACCACCGCCAUGCUGCCCGAGCUGGAGUUCGAGAUCGUCUGGCAGGCCAUGCACUUGGACGCCAGCAAGAAGCGCACGCUGAUCAUGAACGACCACUUCGGUGGCGACUUCGUCGUCCAGGACGUCAAUAAUCUGAAGCCAGGCAUCUUCGCAAUGCUGCCCAAGGUCGCCUAGAAGCUCCACUAGCCUCCUUCCCGCCCCGGAAUGAGCUACCCAGCUGAGUCGCGUGUCCCAAUGGUAUUUAAUUAAUGUUUGUCAGUGUCACUUCGUGUUAUCCAGAAAGCAAGCAAAUAAAGCUGCCGCAGAAAGCAAA